Messenger RNA from Pocillopora damicornis (cauliflower coral), 2632 nucleotides. RefSeq names its product sodium- and chloride-dependent GABA transporter 1. Gene Ontology annotation, cellular component: plasma membrane. Gene Ontology annotation, biological process: nitrogen compound transport; sodium ion transmembrane transport; amino acid transport. The record is from RefSeq and is a predicted model, not a curated record. NCBI's taxonomy places the organism in Eukaryota, Metazoa, Cnidaria, Anthozoa, Scleractinia, Pocilloporidae.
CUCUCUGUGGAGAUAUAUGUAAAUUUAUCUAGCGUACCCCAAGAGCUUGAAUUCAGCGCAGAAAACCGGUUUUAAAACUAUGAACAUGGAUAAGAGCAAGAGCAGUGAUAUGGAAUCGAGCGAAAAAAAAUUGAUUGAAAAAGGGAAAGAAGCAAACGGCGAGCAGGCUAGUGAUGCUAGUGGCAGUAGCAGCGCUGUUGAUGAACGUGACGUUCAAGUUGUCGAGAUAGAGGAUGAACGCGAACAGUGGGGGAAGAAAGCGGAUUUUCUUCUCUCUUGUAUCGGCUUUGCGGUGGGGUUGGGAAAUGUUUGGCGGUUCCCCUAUUUGUGCUACGACAACGGUGGAGGGGCUUUCCUCAUUCCCUACCUAAUCAUGCUUGUGUUGUGUGGAAUGCCAAUGUUCUACAUGGAGUUGGCUGUUGGCCAGUAUUUCAGCCUUGGGCCAAUAGGGACAUGGGGUGCAAUUUGUCCAUUGUUUCAAGGUGUUGGAUUUGCAAGCAUGAUGGUGUCUUUCCUUGUUUGUGUUUACUAUAAUAUCAUCAUUGCUUGGUGUCUUUACUUCCUCUUCUUGUCAUUCCGCAAAGAUGUACCUUGGAAGUCGUGUGGAAAUUGGUGGAACAGUGAGAAGUGUUAUGCUGGGCGGAUUCCAGAAUGUUCUUCUGGCCUUUCUAAUGGCACAGUUGUCCUUGCAAAUAGCACUGCUGCACUUGCUAAUUCAACACUCAAAAACUGCACAAAGGCAGCAGUAGAUGAUUUUUCUUCUCCAGCCCUAGAGUACUGGCAAAAUUAUGUCUUGCGUUUAACAGACAGCAUUGGGGAUGCUGGAGUUUUUAGAUGGGAAAUAUUGCUUUGUUUGCUAGCUGCUUGGAUUGGGGUGUAUUUCUGUAUGUGGAAAGGAGUCAAGUCAUCUGGAAAGGUUGUGUACUUCACAGCAACGUUCCCCUAUGUGGUACUUUUUAUUCUAUUUAUCCGUGGAGUCACGCUUCCUAAUGCGAAAGAAGGGAUUGUUUAUUAUUUGAAACCUCAGUGGUAUCGACUCAAAGAUCCCAAGGUAUGGGUUGCAGCUGCAACUCAGAUUUUCUACUCCCUUGGAAUUGGCUUUGGUUCUUUGGUGGCCAUGGGAAGUUACAACAAGUUCCACAACAAUGUUUUCAAAGAUGCAAUGAUGAUUUCUUUGAUCAACUGUGCAACUAGUGUUUUUGCUGGCUUUGUUAUUUUCUCUACACUUGGCUUCAUGGCACAUAGCCUCAACAAAAAAAUUGAAGAUGUGGCAAGUUCAGGUCCUGGCCUGGCCUUUGUGGUUUAUCCAGAAGCCAUUGCUCAGAUGCCAGUUUCGCCUCUUUGGGCUAUUCUGUUCUUUUUCAUGCUGCUUACUUUGGGCCUGGACAGUCAGUUUGGUAUGAUGGAAGCAGUAAUUACGGGAGUUGUGGAUGAGUACCGCAUCUUCAGAAGACACAAAGAACUCUUCAUCCUGGUGGCUUGUAUUUUGUGCUUCCUCCUGGGCUUACCAUGUGUCACACAGGGAGGAGCAUACGUGCUAAACCUAUUUGACUACCAGUCAGGAGGUGUUUCUCUUCUGUUCCUGGCUUUCUUUGAAACUGUAACCCUGGCCUGGAUUUAUGGCACUGACAGGUUUUCUCUUGACAUUGAGAAAAUGAUAGGUCGUCGUCCAGGAGCUUGGUGGUGGUUUUGCUGGAGGUUCUGUGCACCUCUCAUCAUGGCAGGAAUCUUCUUGUUCAGUGUAUCGCAAUGGGGUGGUAUCUCUUAUGGUGACUAUAAGUAUCCACCAUGGGCUGAAUUUAUUGGAUGGCUUAUUGCCUUGUCUUCAAUGCUCUUCAUUCCUGGAGUGGCAAUCUACAACUUGUACAUGACACCUGGCACAUUUAUGGAGAGACUUUACAUCUGCCUGAAACCAGACCCAGUUGUGCAAAAAGAAAUUGAGGAAAGGCAAGGUCUUGAACACCAAGUUGAACUUAUAAAAGUGUAAAAUUGAGGGUUAAAGAUAUUGAUUUUGUAAAUAUAGUCUGAAUUGCUUCAAAGAAGAUCAGAAAUGUUCAUUUGGUGAUGCUAUAUAAAUAGAACAAGGAUUGAUCCUACAGCCCAGCACUGGCCAAAAGAUUAUUGGUGAUAUACAUGUACAUAACUCUUACAUGCAAGAAUGGAUGUGUAUAUGUAAAGAUGUGGCAUGAGACUUCAGGAUUCAGUGCUGGUUGUUGGAAGUGUGGAUAACACUACCCAGUGAAUAAAUCUCUAUCCAGUGGGUAGCACAGUACAGUUCUUUAGCUCUUAUGUCUGAUGUCUGCAGGAUAAAAAUUUAUCCAUUGGAUAGAAUUAUCUGCCCUUUGAAUAACUGGGUCCUGUUGUUCUUCUGAUUUAAGUAUCAUAAAGAACUUCAUGAGGAAGCACAAUUCAAGGUUAUUUGGUGAAAUUUUGCUACCUCUCUUGUAGUUAACUGUAAAGUUCUCCUAGUCGGUAUUGUGGUACCAAAACAUCAGCCUUCCCUUUCCUUCAUGUAGUAUUGAACUUUACUGGAAAGCCAGAAAAGAAGAAAGCCUUUAGUAGUUAAGCUUUGUUUUUUUAUCCCAAGUUGUUUAGCAACACUGUGUGUUAGGUGUUGGUACUUCUGAAUAUA